CGGUCCGAGUAGGCAGCACAAAAGACAGGCAGACACACACAGCAGUCGUCAGAAAAAGGGAAACACUACGUACAGUAAACUUUCAGCUCUCGGUUUUCCCCCUGUAUCUCCGGAGCGGAAUAUAUCUGCUUUCACCGAGGAGGAUGUCGGGGCGACUCAACCAGCAGCACGCGGCGUAUGCGCAACGCAUGGAGCAGGAGAACAACCGAGUGCAGGCCACCCAGGCGUUGAACAGCUACUACAGCCACUGGGGCAAGGUAACGUCCCGCUUCGAGAACUGGACCAACAAAGAGUACUACGAGAAGGCUGACCAAAAGCUGCAGUCCAGCCGCGAGCAGAAGGAGAAGCAGACGGCCCUCAGUGACCGACAGUCGAGGCUUCGCCAGCUCUUGGCGCUUGAGAACGAGGGUUACGAUACCGAGAUGCAGCGGCGACGCAGGCCCCGCGAGCCGGGCGGCGGGGACCUCCAGAUGCUGGACAGGGUCAACCAGUCGCUGAAGGAGCAGGAGCAGCUGCGUCGCAAGCUGGAGAUGGAGGCCAAGCUCUACGGCCGCUGGCGACAUGGCGUCGACGACGAGAAGCUGCUCUACCAGUCUAAGUCGGACCACGAGGUGCUGGCCAAGCUCAACUGGCUGGAUCGCCAGAUCGAGAAUCAGCAGCAGCGCGAGGAGCAGCAGGCCCUGGCCGCCGAACGUCAGUUGCAGCUUCAGCAGGAGAUUAACCGCACGGAGCAAGCGCAGAAGGAGCGUCAGCAGAUUCGCGAGCAGCAGCUGCGUGAGCUCCGUGCCCUCCAGGAGUCGCACAUGUCGGAGUUGAGACUGCGCCAGCAGGAGGCCGAAAAGCUGAAAGAGGAGGAGCAGCAAUUCCGGGUGUUCCUGGGUGAGCUGGACAAGGAGAAGGAGCUGCUGGAGGAGAGCACGGCCCUGGUUCUCCGCCGUGCCGAUGCGGGGCAUGCCUUCAACCUGAAGAAGAUCAAGGUCUAUAUCCGCCAGCGCAGUGAGGCCAGUCGCAAGCAGAUCUCUCUGUGCAUCAAUCUGCUGCAGCGCAUGGCCAAUUAUGUGGUCAAGGCGGAGGAGUUGCAGACUCUCCUCGCCAAAUAUCGCUCGGAUCUGGAAAGCGAGGAGCUGGCCUGCACCCAAAUCGAGACCAUGUAUGAGUCGGAGGCAAAGUACAAUCUGCAGCGCUGCGAGGAGACUUGGCGGGAGCAGCACUUGCAGCGCUACGCGGAGCUCAGCAAGCUCAUCGAGCAGGAGAAAGUUGCCAUGGGGGGACUGCUUCAGGAGAACGUCUCACAGCAACAGGCGGUGGUGGAGCUGAGGACUCAGCAUCUCACCGGGAUUGAGCAGGCCAACAAGCAGCUGGAGCAGUUCAACGAAGAGCAGCCUGAGAUACCGGCUCCCUCUGUAGCCGAUCUCAAGGAGACGGAAUCUCAGUCAGCCAUUUCGGAGGAGGAUGCCCUGCCCAAGGUGAGCAACUCGUUUUCCAACCUCAACCUGGACGUGUGGCAGGAUAUGCCACCAACUCGCAGCGAAAUCGAUUCUCAACGCCUAACGAAGACUCGAUCCCUGAAUGUGGUCACCGCGGAGACGGCGGCUCCACCCAAGUUUGCUCGAAAGCGAGUGGCCUGGACUUAACGGAGGUUCAAGGCUCACACAUUGCCAUCGUUCCAGCUUAAAUUUUGAUAGUAUUACUAGACCUAGUGCUAAGUUAAAGUCAGUUUAGUCAUAGUUGGACCCUUGUAAACCCACUAUAACCACUCCACGUGCUAGCCACUCCACUACACUUCACCACACUCCACUUCAGCCCACUUCAUCCUCCCACUCCACCCCUACGAGACCUCUUUCCCACACUCCAGCGAACACCACUCUGUGCACUUGUAGUUGAUAAGGCUGAUAGAUAGGCGCGCGCCUCUCGAUAAGGGGGCGGGGUCGGGCAAUAAAUCACUCAAUUUGUGGGCCAGCA
This is a messenger RNA of Drosophila kikkawai, 1962 nucleotides long. RefSeq names its product trichoplein keratin filament-binding protein. The record is from RefSeq and is a predicted model, not a curated record. Gene Ontology annotation, cellular component: keratin filament. Lineage: Eukaryota; Metazoa; Arthropoda; Insecta; Diptera; Drosophilidae. Gene Ontology annotation, biological process: apoptotic process.